AUGGCUGCGAAACAAGUGAUUGAUGAAAUAAAUGACUAUCUCGAGACAAAUUAAUCUGAGAAAAGCAGGCUUACUGAAAAUAUUGAAAAAGACAUUGAGAGAGUAAACAAUGACAUUAGAAAUGCUCAGUAUGACUUGAAAAGAUUACCAAAGGACAGAGAAACUGAAUUUGAAGAGUAGCUUUUAAAAUAAAAGCGUCAGAUUGAUAAAAUAAUGAAUCAACUGAAGAAAAAGUCAGGUUAAGGGAUAUAAGAGGAGUCGGAAAUGCAGGAUUUCGACUAAGAAGUGGAUCAAGAGAAUUAAGUUGGUCCAAAGUCUAGUCGCAGAAAGAAAAAUCAAAACAGUUCGAGAGCACGCAAAAACAACAUUUAGUUUUAGAACGAUAUUGAUAUAGAAAGAGAUGAAGAAGCUAAUCACCGCAUUGAGAAGAUAGACUAUAGAUAAGCAGAUGUAUAGGUAGUUGGAAACGCAGCCCUUAACAUGCAAGCAGAAUCAAAGAAAGCUCUCGAGAGGAUAUAAAAGAAUAUAGGUUAGAUUGACGAGCUGGCCGAUUAGCAGCUAUUAGAAUUAUAGAGAUAAAAUGAGCGUAUAAUGAAGAUAGACACACAACUGAAUUAGAUUGAAAGCACAUCGCAGAGAGCCAUGAAGUACAUUAGGUACUUUGGAAAGAAUUACAUGACAGAUAAGUUCAUCAUAUUUAUGGUUAUUCUAAUUGCUGGAGCUUUAGUAGGUAUUAUUAUUGCAGCUGUGGUCAAAGAUAAAAACUGA
Molecule: messenger RNA, 768 nt
Organism: Stylonychia lemnae
Lineage: Eukaryota; Ciliophora; Spirotrichea; Sporadotrichida; Oxytrichidae
Source: the annotation of a GenBank genome assembly